Fonsecaea multimorphosa CBS 102226 is the source of this 1689-nucleotide messenger RNA. RefSeq lists its product as uncharacterized. The transcript is spliced from 2 exons. The record is from RefSeq and is a predicted model, not a curated record. Gene Ontology annotation, molecular function: monooxygenase activity; oxidoreductase activity, acting on paired donors, with incorporation or reduction of molecular oxygen; heme binding. NCBI's taxonomy places the organism in Eukaryota, Fungi, Ascomycota, Eurotiomycetes, Chaetothyriales, Herpotrichiellaceae. Bases 1 to 1689 code for a protein of 562 amino acids.
AUGUCUCCUCUCCUACCCACGCUCUUAGGAGGAGCGUCUUUUGUGAGAUUCGUUUUUGGCAUCUCCUUCGGACGGAAGCCUUUCGUUUUCUUGUGGCUCACAGUUCUGUUACAGCCGGUUUUCCUACUUCUUUGGGUAGUGUAUGUGGCACCGCGACUCAGUCCCCUUCGGAGAUUACCCCUAGCAUCCCAAGGACCGUGGUGGAAAACGUUCCUUAUCGAGCCCGGACCUGAAGAUCUCGAGCGUUUCAUGAACGAGACUAGAAAUGAUGGUCUCAUCCGAUAUUUUGGUGUAUUCCACGGCGAAAGACUCUUAAUCACCAAAUCUCAAGGCACCAAGCAGAUGAUGCUUCUUCAGGCUUACAACUACGACAAGAUCCCCAUUGUGACAAAGCUCAUCGGUCAACUUACGGGUCUAGGCUUGCUGGUUGCUGCUCAGGAUGAACACAAGCGUCAGCGGAAAUCUCUACUACCUGCGUUCAAGUACAAAUACAUCAAAAACCUAUUCCCUCGAUUCUGGAUGCACACCAGGCAGCUGGUUGCCUCGCUUGAGAAGGAGAUAGAUCAGGCUGGCCAGGAUUCAGCUGCGGUUGUGAAUGUCGAAAGCUGGAUGAUGCGUGCCACCCUCGACAUCAUUGCGGCGACAGGCUUCGGAGUUGAGAUAAACGCAAUCCAGAACCCAGAAAGUGACCUCGCAAGGCUUCUGCCUCUGUCGAACUCGACGAGCCGAGAAGCGACGUUUUACAGACUGCUGGCAUUUCUGCUACCCUACUGGCUUUAUGUUCGCUUGCCAAUGGCGAGACGUUGCGAAAUUGACCAGAUCGUUAAAGCUUUGGAUGAUGCCACCCUGCCAAUGAUCCAAUCAAGGAGGAAAGCCCUUGUCGGUCAAAAGAGUGUGGACCCUGACGCGCAAGAGGAGAAGUCCGGCUCUGAUCCGCAAGAGUUUGCUGACACGGAUAUCAUUUCGAAUCUUUUGCAAUUCAAGGAGCCUUUCACCGACAAGGAAUUGAUGGCUCAGUCUGCAACGAUACUGGCGGCUGGACAAGAUACGACAUCUGUUGCCACUACCUGGGCACUAUAUCUCCUUGCGCACAACCCACAAGUUCAAUCUACUUUACGGGUCGAAGUUCAGACCCGGUUACCCUCACCGAGCUCGACUGAUGAGACUGUCGAUGCACCACUCAUUGAGUCUCUACCGUAUUUGGCUGCGGUCUGUAACGAAACCUUAAGACUGUUCCCCCCUGCUCCUAUCUUACGCAGACAUGUCGUCAAGCCUGGAACAGUCGUACUUGACCAGCAGCUGCCGAUAGGGACGGUAGUCAUGACCUCGAUCUGGGGCACACACCGUACGAAGAGCAUCUGGGGCCCCGACGCGAAAGAAUUCAAGCCCGAGCGCUUUCUGCAAUACGGCGAAGACGGCAAAAUGCAUUUUGAUCCUCAUGCCGGCUUCCAAGGCGAAGAUGCAACCUACUGUUAUUUACCUUUUGGUGCUGGGCCUCGAAGUUGCAUAGGCGAGAGAUACGCACGAGGAGAGUUUGCGACACUGCUGGCUGGCCUGGUUGGCCGAUUUGAGUGGUCCCUCGUCAAUCCAGACAAGAAGAUGGGUGAAGACUUGAAGGUGAAUUUCGGUAUCGUCUCCAAGCCAGAGGGUGGGCUAUGGCUCCGAGCACGAAAGGUUGACGGUUGGUGA